AUGGAUGUUUUCCAUAUUUUUCUUGGAAGACCCUGGCAAUAUGACAAAAAAGUUAUACGUGAUGGGAAGCACAAUACUUACACUUUUGAGAAAGAUGGCAAGAAACACAUUCUUACACCCCUAAAGGAAGAAAAAGUUGUUGCUAAACCUAGCUCUAAUGUGAUGUUGAUGGGAGGUAAGGAAUUUUUACACCAAAUGAAGAAGGAAGAGAUAAAAUUUGCUUUGAUAGGAAAUCUUAAAAUUGUAGUCACUAGUACAAAGCUAAUUGAUUUGCCUGAAGAAAUUCAAGACAUGUUGAAAGAGUAUGUAGACAUAGUAGUGGAUGAUCUUCCUAGUGCUUUACCUCCAUUGAGAAGUAUUAUCCAUUACAUAUAUUUGAUUCUAGGAGCAAAUCUUCCAAACAAGGCAGCCUACACGAUGACUCCAAAGGAGAACAAAGAAAUCAAGAAUCAGGUGCAAGAGUUGUUGGACAAAGGACUAAUAAGAGAAAGUUUGAGUCCUUGUGUUGUUCCAACAUUGUUGAGUCCAAAGAAGGAUGGAAAUUGGAGAAUAUGUACAAAUUCAAGAGAAAACAAUAAAAUGACAAUCAGGAAGUAUGGCUAUCCCCGGGACAGUCAAGGGGCAUCUCAGACAUCCCCUGCCAUCUUGGAGAUGGCAAAAUAUCCCUGCCAGUUUCCUAUUUCUGUAACAAGUUUCAGAAACAUUACAAAGAUUUGA
This is a messenger RNA of Cryptomeria japonica (Japanese cedar), 717 nucleotides long. RefSeq lists its product as uncharacterized. The coding region runs from base 1 to 717 and encodes 238 amino acids. NCBI's taxonomy places the organism in Eukaryota, Viridiplantae, Streptophyta, Pinopsida, Cupressales, Cupressaceae. The record is from RefSeq and is a predicted model, not a curated record. The transcript has 2 exons.